This is a messenger RNA of Durio zibethinus, 2659 nucleotides long. The record is from RefSeq and is a predicted model, not a curated record. NCBI's taxonomy places the organism in Eukaryota, Viridiplantae, Streptophyta, Magnoliopsida, Malvales, Malvaceae.
UUCUUCUGAAUUCAAUGUUUGUAAGCCAAGAAAAUGUUGUUUCUCCAAAUGGGUUUCUCAAGUUCGUUCAAGAAUCCUUGCAAGAAACCAGCUCCAGAUCAAAUCCUCAAAUGGGCAUCCACUAAAUGCUGUUUCUAUGCAAGAUGGAGUGGAUGGAAGCCCUUUGGCCAAAGGAAUCAAGCCUGAAGAGGUAGAAGUUUUCUUUGACUUCUCAGACCCAGAGGAAGUACAGUCUACUCUUAGCAUAACUGUUAUUGGGGCUUCAGGGGACCUUGCUAAGAAGAAAAUUUUUCCUGCACUUUUUGCUCUUUACUAUGAAGAUUGUCUUCCUGAGAACUUUGUGGUUUUUGGUUAUGCUCGUACUAAACUGACAGAUGAAGAGCUCAGGAACAUGAUUAAUGGAACUUUAACUUGUAGAAUUGAUAAGAGGGAAAAUUGUGAAGCUAAAACGGAGCAGUUCUUGAACAGAUGCUUUUACCAUUCAGGUCAGUAUAAUUCUGAGGAGCAUUUUGCAGAACUAGACAGCAAGCUGAAAGAGAAAGAGGCUGGAAAACUGUUAAAUAGGUUAUUUUACUUGUCAAUACCUCCAAACAUAUUCGUGGAUGUGGGUAAGAUGUGCCACCUCAAAGCCUCUUCAGCAAAUGGGUGGACAAGGGUCAUUGUUGAAAAGCCAUUUGGCCGUGAUUCAGAGUCCUCUGCUGAGCUAACAAGAUGUCUGAAGCGUUAUUUAACUGAGGAUCAGAUCUUCAGGAUUGACCAUUACUUGGGCAAGGAACUUGUUGAGAAUCUCUCAGUGCUUCGCUCCUCAAAUCUUGUUUUUGAACCUUUGUGGUCAAGGAAUUAUAUCUGCAAUGUGCAAUUGAUAUUUUCUGAAGACUUUGGUACUGAAGGACAAGAGGGUUAUUUUGAUCAUUAUGGAAUCAUUCGAGAUAUAAUGCAAAAUCAUCUCCUGCAAAUUCUGGCACUGUUUGCAAUGGAGACUCCUGUCAGCUUAGAUGCUGAGGACAUUAGGAAUGAAAAGGUAAAGGUUCUGAGAUCAAUGAAACAACUGCAGCUUGAGGAUGUCAUCGUUGGUCAGUAUAAGGGCCACAACAAGGGCGGUAGAAGAUAUCCAGGUUAUAGUGAUGACUCAACUGUACCAAAUAACAGUAUUACACCAACAUUUGCGGCAGCAGCUCUGUCUAUAAAUAAUGCAAGAUGGGAUGGUGUCCCUUUUCUCAUGAAGGCUGGCAAAGCUCUCCAUACUAAGCGGGCGGAGAUCAGAGUUCAGUUUAGACAUGUUCCAGGUAAUUUGUACAAGCGGAAUUUUGGAACUGAUUUGGACAAGGCUACAAUUGAGCUUGUGCUGCGUGUGCAACCUGAUGAAGCCAUUUAUCUGAAGAUCAAUAACAAAGUUCCUGGUCUUGGAAUGAGAUUAGAUCGCAGUGACCUUAAUUUGCUUUAUCAGGCAAGGUAUUCAAAAGAAAUCCCAGAUGCGUACGAGAGAUUGCUCUUAGAUGCUACAGCAGGGGAACGAAGGUUGUUCAUUAGAAGUGAUGAGCUAGAUGCUGCUUGGUCACUGUUUACACCAUUGCUAAAGGAACUCGAAGUAAAAACGAUUGCUCCAGAGCUGUACCCGUACGGGAGUAGAGGACCAGUUGGAGCACAUUAUCUUGCGGCCAAGUACAACGUUCGAUGGGGUGAUCUCAGCGGAGAAGACUUAUAAGUAUAAUGCUCCCAAAAAAUUUGAACAAACUAAUUUUGUUUACUCAUGAACCAUGGCAGGGCUCAUUAUAUCACUCCCAGUUGUUUCAUUUAAGUGCAUCAUGUGUUUUUAGGGUGGGUGAUUUUCUUUGUUUUGUUGAUUUGUGAAAGUACAGAUAAUUGAAUGACAGGAACAAACUUCAUUCGCUACCACCCAUGUUGUAUGCUAAUUCCCCUCAUUUGUCUUCUCUCAGCCUAGCAUAUUGCAACUUGAAUGGGAAUUUUCCGGAUCACAUUUUCCAAUUGCCAAGACUGAAAAGCCAGGACAUUUCAGAAAACCCACUCCUUACAGGCAUGUUUACCGAAUUUCCUCUAACAGUACUUUGAAGUUCUGUGACGAACUUUUAUGGAAGUUUGCCAGCCUCAUUCGGUAAGACGGUAACCUUAGGGGCUUGACGACUGUGUUCUUGCAAAUUUUCUGGUUCAAUCCCAUCAUCUCUUGCAAACCUUACCCUCAGGGGUGCUGAUCUUUCCGAAAAUAAUUUCAGCAGUCCACUCCCUCCAUUUCAUAGAGAAGGAGCUACAAAUCUUAAAACACUUGACUUGUCUUCAAACCAACUCAAUGGAAUCGUAUUUUCCUCUCUGUUUGCACUCCCAUCCCUGCAGUCAUUGGAUCUCUCGAGAAAUCUACUUGUUGGAGAACUCGAAGAGUUUCAUAAUGCAUCUUCUUCGCCAAUAACGUAUUUAAUUAUUGAAGGAAACAAUCUAAAAGGCCCAAUUCGAAGAUCAAUCAUUGAACUUCCAGAGCACAACGUUAUUUCACUGGCUUAUAACAACUUCACUGGUUCGUUGAAACUAGGCAUAUUCUUGAAUCUCAAGAGCUUAAUCUCUCUUGAUCUUUCUGGAAACAACUUAUCUGUUCAAAAUGACGACACAAGCUCUACCCUUCCCCGAUUAGAGGAACUGAGUUUGAGUU